GGACUCGCGGCCUGUUGCCCUCGGCUGGGGCUGCGGUCCGAACCCCGCGCUCGGACGGUGUCCGGGCGGCGGCGUGGGCGCGAUGGACAGCCCCGAGGUCACCUUCACGCUGGCUUACCUGGUGUUCGCCGUGUGCUUCGUGUUCACGCCCACCGAGUUCCACUCUGCCGGGCUCACGGUGCAGAACCUGCUGUCUGGCUGGCUGGGCAGCGAGGACGCGGCCUUCGUGCCCUACCACCUGCGCCGCACGGCCGCCACGUUGCUGUGCCACGCGUUGCUCCCGCUCGGCUACUACGUGGGCAUGUGCUUCGCCGCCACGGACAAGGUUCUCUACUGGCCCAGCCGGGCCCCAGACGCCUGGAGCCUCUUCCUCCUGCUGGCGGUGGCCCUGCCCACGGUGACCUGGGCCCUGGUUUACUACUGGUCGAGGGAGUGUUGGGCGCGCCACCCACUGGCCCGCACUCUGGCCUUGUAUGCGCUCCCGCAGUCGGACUGGCGUGCGGUGGCUGCUUCCAUCAACACCGAGUUCAGGCGCAUCGACAAGUUCGCCACGGGGGCGCCGGGGGCGCGCGUGAUCGUGACAGACACGUGGGUGAUGAAGGUGACCACCUAUCAGGUGCAUGUGGCCCAGCAGCAGGACGUGCAGCUGACUGUGACCCAGUCGCAGCAGCAUGACCUGUCGCCAGAUUCCAACCUGCCGGUGCAGCUCCUGACCAUCUGCGUGGCUGCGGCCCGCCCCUCCGUGCAGGCCUUCGACAUCCGGCUGAACUCGGCAGAGUACGGUGAGCUGUGUGAGAAGCUCCGGGCGCCCAUUCGCAGUGCUGCCAACGUGGUCAUCCACCAGAGCCUUGGCGAUCUCUUCCUGGAGACCUUCGCCUCCCUCGUGGAGGUCAACCCGGCCUACGCGGUGCCCAGCAGCCAGGAGCUGGAGGCCUGCAUUGGCUGCAUGCAGGCGCGCGCUGCCGUGAAGCUGGUGAAGACAUGUGCGGAGGCGACGGAGGGCGAAUGCCAGCAGUGCUACUGCCGCCCCAUGUGGUGCCUCACGUGCAUGGGCAAGUGGUUCGCCAGCCGCCAGGACCCGCAGCGCCCCGACACCUGGUUGGCCUCCCGAGUGCCUUGCCCCACCUGCCGGGCACGCUUCUGCAUCUUGGAUGUGUGCGCAGUGCGCUGAGCCUGAGGGCCCCGGGCACUACCCAGAAGAGAUUCGGUGGGGAGCAGUGCGGGGUCCAGGCCUCCCACACCCUGUCCAGCAACACCUGCCUUACGUCGUGGGUCGUGGCCUGCCCUGGGUGACAUGCUGAACGCUGCCAUCAUGCUCCCCGCUGCAGAGGGGGCCUCCAAGGGCGAGCUCCGCUCUGGCCUGCCAGGGUCCCCUGUGUGUCUGUCCACUUCCCAGCCAGGUUGGCUUUACUAGAGCCAGAGUGUGUGCUUGUCCCUCUGUGACCCACACUGUGCCUUCUGCAGCUCCCAUGGUUGGAGAGGGGAUGCCGCAGUGACUACCCAAGUCCUAGGGACCUGCUCCGGGGCCGUGUGCAGCGAGUCUGAUGGCGUGGUUGUUGGGGGAGGGGGCUUCACAUGAAGCCCGUAGACUGGUUCGUGGGUUGGAUGGACCUCUUGGUUCACCCAAGGUUGCAUAAAACCCGAGGAUUUGGGAGAGCCGCCAGCUGUGCGUCCUCAGGGCGCUCUGCAGUGGAGAGCCCAGCCUCCGUUGGGCCAACGAAGGCUUGUGAUGAUUUUUACCAGGAAAAUUUGCUCCUUCAUUUCUAGAGGCAAAUCUGUUGUUGCUGACCUGGAUGUAUUUAUUAAAGCCUUAGUCUGAAUUAAACGUGCUUC
Messenger RNA from Sorex fumeus (smoky shrew), 1833 nucleotides. It is a transcript of the gene TMEM129, whose product is annotated as transmembrane protein 129, E3 ubiquitin ligase. NCBI's taxonomy places the organism in Eukaryota, Metazoa, Chordata, Mammalia, Eulipotyphla, Soricidae. Gene Ontology annotation, molecular function: ubiquitin protein ligase activity. Bases 83 to 1171 code for a protein of 362 amino acids. The transcript is spliced from 4 exons. Gene Ontology annotation, biological process: protein ubiquitination. The record is from RefSeq and is a predicted model, not a curated record. Gene Ontology annotation, cellular component: membrane; endoplasmic reticulum.